AUGGAUCUAGGAGAGGUACCGGAAGAGUUAUCUCGUUUGACUGAUCUAGAAAAACUAUUGAUAGCUCGCGUACACCCAGUUAUGUCUGUGUAUAGAGUGAAAGGACAGCAAUACAAAUAUAGGGGAAAUAUUAUCAAUUUUGUACAAGAUGUAAAUGCAAUUGCUUCUGUGCUUCCAUGUAAACCAAGAGAUUUGUCAGCCAUUUUGAUUGUGAAGAGGUCAGGUAGUAGGUCGACAAAGGAGUUUGUGGUACGUAGAGAAUAUGUGCGUCAAGCUCUAGAGUGGUUGAAAGAACAUCAUAAACAUUAUCAAGAUAUAAACAUCAGUUAUGACAACAUUGACAAUUUGCUUGAGAACGGUGAACCCGAUGACCUUCCACAGAUCAAUGAGAAUUCUGACCAACAGGUUCAUUACCAUGAAGAUAACUACAAUAGACCCCCAGAGCUGCAGGAACAAGUUCUCCAUAUCGAUGAAUUCCAAACAGUAGGUACCAUUAGUGCGUAUGUACAACCUGAUCAACAAAGAUGUAUCAUAAGAGCUUUGGAGAUAGAUGAGGUGGAUCAGACUACUACAGAACUUCCGUUCACCGGGGAAGUUAUUGACGAGUUCACGAAGGUAGGAUAUAUAACCAUGGCAUUUUCAACUUUAUUCCCGUACGGCAAUGCAGAUUUGAGGCAAUCAAGGGCCCGAAAGGUUAGUGAAUGCCGGUAUUUUCAAUACCUAAGGAAGUUUCCGGAUGGACGUUUUGCCCGAGACUCCAGAUUUCGGUACUUCGCGUUAAAUUUAUUAACUAGGUGGCCAGCUUUGUCGUUAGGGUCUAUUUAUAUUAAGAAUCAUCCAUCUGAUGGAGAACUCUCUAUAGAAGCUAUUAGGGACAUGAUUUCAUCCGGGGACAGCCGGUUAGUGUCACGAGUUUCAUAUUGUGCUAAGCAGAUACGAGGUACUCGAGCUUAUUGGUAUACUAGAUUAAAAGAGCUCAUUGCCAUGGUCAAGCAAUUGGGGCCGCCUACUAUCUUUUUCACCUUAAGUGCGGCAGAUUUGCAGUAG
Molecule: messenger RNA, 1047 nt
Organism: Papaver somniferum (opium poppy)
Lineage: Eukaryota; Viridiplantae; Streptophyta; Magnoliopsida; Ranunculales; Papaveraceae
Exons: 2
Coding region: 1-1047 (348 amino acids)
Source: RefSeq, a predicted model, not a curated record